This is a messenger RNA of Paramecium primaurelia, 742 nucleotides long. The record is from the annotation of a GenBank genome assembly. Lineage: Eukaryota; Ciliophora; Oligohymenophorea; Peniculida; Parameciidae.
AUGAGAAAUUAUCAUCAUUAAUCAUAUAAUAACUUGGUAACUCCAUGUAUAUAUAAAUAUCGAAAAAGAUAUAUCGUUUCUUUAAUUGAGAUCUCGACACUUUAAUUAAUUUAAUGUGUAUAAACCAUUUAAAUUUAAUAAAUAGGAUCAAGAUAUCUUAAUUUGAGAAUUUAGGUCAAUAUAAAGAUAAUGUAAUAGAUUAGUCAUGAUUUAAAGAAUUCUAUUUUUAUAGUUUAAUCCAUGAUCACAUUAAUAUUAGAUUAUUUAUUUGAAUUAUCUGAAAUGGAAACAAAUUUAGUUGCAUUUUUGAAAAUAUAAUCCUUGUUGUAGAGAUGGGUUUAAAAAAUUUUCAAAUUUUAUAAUAAUUUGGUGUGAUUUAUAAGAUUUUGCUUAGAUUAAAAAGUUAAAACUAACGAGAUUGAUACUUUGUUUGAUUUAGGAUUUUUAAGUUUAUUUUAAAUCUGAUAAAAAAAAAGAACUUAUAAUUAGAUAUUUUUUCUAACUUAAUUCAUUAUCUUUAAAUAAUGAUCCUUUGAAUAUUAAGCAAAUCAAUUAAUUUUAAUUUCUAAUGCAAUAAAAUUAAAUCAAAAGGAACAAUAUCAUUACUUUUUUUGAUGAUCUAUCAAAAUUUUUGUAUAUUUUCUUAAAAUGUCAAGGAGUUAAUUUAAACUAAUAAAUCAGUAGUAGAUUUUAAUACUCUAUUUACAGAUCAAUAAAAGUUGAUUUUUUGUACAGUUUCUGA